Oxyura jamaicensis (ruddy duck) is the source of this 6439-nucleotide messenger RNA. RefSeq names its product dorsal root ganglia homeobox (gene DRGX). The transcript is spliced from 7 exons. NCBI's taxonomy places the organism in Eukaryota, Metazoa, Chordata, Aves, Anseriformes, Anatidae. Gene Ontology annotation, biological process: regulation of transcription by RNA polymerase II. Gene Ontology annotation, molecular function: RNA polymerase II transcription regulatory region sequence-specific DNA binding; DNA-binding transcription factor activity, RNA polymerase II-specific. The record is from RefSeq and is a predicted model, not a curated record. The coding region runs from base 354 to 947 and encodes 197 amino acids.
CACGUGGGCCAUUUGUAGGGCCCAAUAGACCUAUCCAAGUUACUCACUGUAGACAGCGCUGGAAAUAAUCAGAUUAAGGCCAAUUAUGCGUGAGAUUAUAAAGGCAAGUGCUGAGAGGCAGAGCAUGCUGUAGACAGAUAUAAAGACAUCUGGCCACUUCCAGAACUCCACAGAGCCCUUCUGUCUCUGCAGCCAACAACUCACAGCGCCUUAUUCCAGUGCAAAAUACCCCCAAACCUUACUGGUGAUUUUUACUUCUGUUCGGUUUAGGUCUGCAGGAGACCCCUCGGCGCUGUCUGGCAGGGAAGCCCCUCGCAGCGCUGGGCAGCGGGCGGCAGCCCGGCGGCGGGGCCAUGUUCUACUUCCACUGCCCCCCGCAGCUGGAGGGUGCGGCCCCCUUCGGAGCUCACUCCGCCGGCGACUUCGACGACGGGUUCCUGCGGAGGAAGCAGCGCCGCAACCGCACCACCUUCACCCUGCAGCAGCUCGAAGCCCUGGAAGCAGUUUUUGCUCAAACCCACUACCCCGAUGUGUUCACAAGGGAAGAGCUGGCGAUGAAAAUCAACCUCACAGAGGCCAGGGUGCAGGUGUGGUUCCAAAAUCGAAGAGCUAAAUGGAGGAAAACAGAGAGGGGGGCAUCCGACCAAGAGGGCUCUAAGGAAGCAAUGGCUGAGGUGGCACCUCCUGUCAGGAAUUUAAAUUCCCCUUCUCCAGCAGAUCAAACCAGGAAUAAAAAAGAGAGUCUGGAGAUCCAGCAGAGCCUGAGCCGAGCAGUCGGUCCCACAGGACCUUUCUUCCCCUCCUGCCUGCCAGGGACUCUUCUCAAUACGGCCACCUACGCACAAGCUUUAUCCCACGUCGCCUCUCUAAAAGAGGGAACCUCUUCCAGGCCCCAGCUAGAAUGCUUACCUCUUCCGUUCCACAAACCUUCAGCCACUGGGAGAUGAAGACCUCAUGUGAAGAAAAAUUGAAGGAACAGAGACUCCUUGCAACAGCCAUGGAGAAUCAUGGCAAGUCUCUCUACCUUUCCCUUUCUGGUUCAAUGGCAAAGACCCAACAGUUAUUUCCAGCUGCUCUCCGGACUGCCUUUCCCAAUGUCCUCCAAAUGCCCCAUCCUGCCAAGAGUCCUGUCAAGUCUGGAAGAAGGAGAUGUCUCUCAGAAAGGGUUGUGUUUGGACUGAGGCUUUCUUGCCACUCCUGCUCACUUCUUCCAUUGCCUGAUCCCUACCCUCUGCCUUGGUAGAGUCAGUAACACACAGAAAGGAUGGGGGGAAGUCAAAGGCACAUAGUACAUGACUAACAGAGGCAACAAGCAGGUGCAGCACUUGACAAACAGAACAACUCUGCAAGGAUCACAAGGCAAAGGCAUGAUGCUUCUCCCAUGACUUGAAGUUAGCACAGACAAGUGACAUUUAAGCAACUGAACCCAAACAGUGCAUUUCUUGGCAUUAAAUGUCUGACUGGAAAAGGCCACUGUCUGUAACUAGGUCAGUCAUUAUACACUGAGAUAUUUAUACAGCUCCCAGUAAUAUGGUACAUGUACACCUCAUGGCUAUUUAUCUGUACAAAUUCUCCUGCUGCAAGCAGGAUUUAUGUCUCAUUUACACAUCAGUAGCAAAGACCCUGCCUCAACCAACUGAUUUGUCCAAGUUCAAUUAAAGCAUCUGUGGUUGGCCAGGGAACCUAAUAUAUGUUUUCUGAAUCCCACAAGAGGAUCUUAACCUUCAGCAGUUAAAGUGAAAAAUGUCUUCACACUGCCCUUCGUGGAGUUUGGUACUUUACCGCAAGACUCUGCAAGAGCAGGGAGGAAGCUUUAUGCUAUAAAACUCUUCAGCUGAGUACAGUGAUGUAGUUUGGUAUUAUAUUAUAUGGCGAAAUCCAUGAAGAUUUGCAGGUGACUGACUUACUGUAAAGCCCUCAGCUUCUCCUCAGGUUCCUGACACCUCUAUCUCUUUCUGAGAUCACGAAGACUCAAACCUUCCUCACCAGUUUGAAGUGAUGACUGACAUUGCAUUUGUACAGCCCCUCCACAGAGCACUGACAGGAUUUUGGCUAAUGAGAUAGGUAUUCACCUCCUUUCAUUUAGUCUCAAGUGUGUCUUAGAGGAUGAAAGCUUGUUUUUACUUUCUGAGCAUAGGAAAGGAGAUUUUUCCAUAUCAGAGGGAGAGUUAGAGUGCUGCAGCACUGCAAUGGCUAGAGACAGGAGAGGACAGGGAGGAAGGGAAUUAGAAACAUGGGCAAGAGAACAAACGCAUUGGCCUGGUUAUCUUGUGAAGGAGUGUGCUGGACAGUCCCAGCCCUACUCAUGAGAAAAUUCUAAUGAUACCAGCAAGUGUGCUAGACACAAGAGGGAACCAGGUGUAUUCUCCUCUGUGACCUACACAAAGAAAUCUGCAGCUUGCAUCCAGCCAUGCUGCACUUCUCUCUCUGGGCUGGGGAACCUGAAACCACCCCUCACUUACGCUGGCCCUCCCCUCAGCCCCAGCACAAUCAUACCAUCUGCACUCACAAGUUUACACUUAGACCAUUAAGCCUCUUGACAAGGAGAGUCUGACCCACACCCACUCACACAGGAUACUCACUCAGGAAAUAAUUCUUGCAGAAAACAAGUAUUAUUCUUUUACUGGUGGUCUCACCUACUCCUUUCUUUUAUAUAUUCUGGUUAUUUGCAGGGUUUAGACAGGGAUUAGGUUACUUUAUUUUCUAUUUUAAAAAAUCAAGCCAUUUGUAGGUUCAAAAUUGUUUCAAGUUCUAAGUGGUUUUAUGACCCACUGAAUUCCACAGGAUUUAGGCACAUGCAAUAGCCUGAAAUACCUGGCCUAUGUUACCAAAGAAACCCUCCAGACAUAUCAGUCUUGACUUUGGAAAGAUGCAGAACUUUCUAAAGAUCUUGUGAGAUACAGAACUUCACAGACUUUUACAAAAUAAAUCUUCAAAUCCAAAACGGACAUCAGGAUUUACUGCCUAAAUAGUUUCAAGAGUUAAUCCAGAACAGUUUCAGGAGUUAAUCUAAAACAAUAUGCAACACAUUGUCCCCAGAGUCCAGUGCAACUAGUAGUACCCCAGAGAAACACACAUUCUGGAAGACACACCCGAACAUACAGCAGGAGAUCAGAGGGGACACAACGAUGCAUUGAGGAGCAUGUCAGCAUGUGGCAGCCCGUGGCAGGCACAGUGCUUGCCAGCUGCACUCUGAGCCUUGCUACCCAUGGCUGGUCUCCCUUGCCGUGCAGCUAAGGCAGUCCAUUUGGAUGACAGGGUGCAAGUCACUGAAUAAACCGUCCAUAAGUGGAUAGCAAGAAUUCAUAUACCCCGUUUUAUUAAUCAUCACACACCCAUGAAGCAAAGGAUGAUGUUCAUAUCCUGUGAGCUGCCUAAGGACACUAAAGCUGAACCCAAAUUUAAUUUUCUUUACUCCAGAUUUCCACCAGAAUGAAUUAAUCAGCUCCAGUGAAUCUUUGCUAGAUUUACAGAAAAUUAAGGCAUGGCCAGGACUUCAUUACUACGAUCUGUUACCAAUAUCCACCAUGAUGGAAAACGGAUCUAGCGAAAGAGAUUUUAGGAAAGACCCUGAAUGUCCAGGCUGUCUGAGCCCUGUCCUAGUAACAUCCCUACAGACAGAAUCAGAGCCCAGGAGCUCAGAUGGUGAACAUCAGGCCAGCAGAUAGGGAUAUGCACCAGAGUAGGGAAGAGAAAGUGGAAGCAUUUGUUUUCAAGGUUUUCCAGCUCAGGCUGCAGGAAAAGCGAGAUUUCUUACUUACGCCUUGCUGCAGCUUUCAAAUGUAGUCAAGAGAGCUCAGCUCUUGAGCAAGACACAUGGCAAGCAGGAAAAUACAUAAUUCUAGAUAGGCCAGAGUGUAUGACUUCAGCACAGAGCCAUCCCUAUGCUUAACAUUUUUGCUGCAAUGACAAACUACCUCAACCAUUUGUGAUGGUAUCAGAGCCAUUCCAGCUGAAGGACAAAAGCUGUGGCCUGCCUUACCUGUGCCUGCCACCUGGAAACUGGCUAUGGGACAGCUAUCCACCUAGGGGAAGACUUUGAGAGGGCAGGAGAGAGCCCACCCACCUGUGCCCCAGGUAUUAUCUCUGAAGGCCACACUAUUUUCCUUCUUCUGAGCAGCAAAAGCCAGCCAAUGGUCUCCUCCUGAAUAAGAUGGAAGCUCCUUCCAGUUCCCUCUUCAAUGUGAAACAGGGUUUCAUUUAUUUUUCCUGGGAAAUGAAGACUCCCUAUUCCUAUUCAGGCAUUGAUUCAUUGCUAUGGUUUAAUGGUGUGUCCCUAAGGUACUCCCUCAUUAUUUUACAGUUAAUGCAUAUACUAAGAUGUUUUUUGUGAUUAUUCUGUAAAUGAUAUACACAAAAGAGAAAAGAAAAAAAAAAAAGAAAAAAAAGGAAACAACAAGAGUUUGAAGCAGAAUCCACCCUUGUUCCCUAAGAAUGAGGCCAAUGGCUGGCUUAAUACAGGGUAGCCCAGGGUAGCCCUCUCACCCCCUCAGCAACCUCAGUGAUGUUGUCAUCACACCUGACAUAUACCUCAACAGAGCAGAAGCCGUCAGAAGGGUGCAGAAUUGUACAAGUGUCUGCAAUGAAGCUGAAAGGCAAACCAAGCCGACGUUAAGGUGCAGCAGCUUAUGUCUGACCCACCUAAUGGUGACAGAGGCGUAUCUGAGACUGAGGACCUGCAGUAGCUGUCAACUGCCAGAUACUGCUGACUGCAUGGUAAGGUGCACCCAAAUGUUAGCCACAAGCACCUCUUUCAGAGACACUCCCCAGACUUGCAGGGAUUUUCAUCUCUAUCCUUUUCAAGUGGAAAGUAUGACUUAGGUGGCCUUUGGGUACCUGGCUCUGUCAUAGCCCUGUCACAGUUCCCAGAACAGCUUCAGACAGUGUGUGUAAGCAACAGGGAAAGCACCCCUGAAACUAUUGCAAUGUAUGUAGGUGAGAAACUGAAAAUAAAUAUGCAUCACUAUUUGACCUGCUUGGCUCAUAGGAAGGUUGGUCUGACUGUUACUAGAUGAUUUAGAUUAAUUAUUACUAGCUAAUGCCUUCGUGUAUAUCAUUAUUCGCAAGCACAGAAGAUGGAUGAUAAGGAAACCCAAGACUAUAAUUAAAUAUCUGUUUUCUAUGCCUGUCCAAAGAGGAUCAUUUGGCCAGGGAAAGGGAGACCUUGCUCCUAGAGCAGGGUUGUGCUCAUGGAUUCAGUACUGCCUCAGUUUCCCUGGGGCUGCCAAGAGACAGGAGUCUUAGCAGCACUCUCUGACCACACAUGCUUAAAAGCCAUAAAAGCCUGGUAAGCAGCAACAUAAUCACAAAUCAACAAGCUGAAUAUGUAUGUGCACACACAUGCAUAUAUGUACCUACUGAUAUGUAUUGGUAGCCACUGACCCACCCAAAAUCUUAUAUGGGCUUUAUCAAAGAGGCAGAAUGUCGUCUCCAAGGGGAAGCUCCCGUACCAGUGCACACACGCACUUGCGCUACGCUCCCCUUCACAACAUAUCUGUCAGCUGGCUCAGACACCGCUGGUCCUAAAACGAGACCCUACCUCAAGUGAUGCAUGCUAGCUCUGAAAGCACUUGCUCACCCACUUGCUUAAGGUGGACAAGGCUGUGUGUGCUCCGGCUCCCUGGCUGCAUGCAAGCUAGCACAGCCAAGCCUACAGCUAAAAAAAUCAUUUGCAGAAUUUCCCUCUGCCAGCAACUUUGUGUGUCUGUGUGUGUAAAAUCAGCUUGACUAAAGAAAUGAAAGACUGAUGCAGAGGAGUGGUAUUUCUCCCAGCCUGGGUCAUAAGGUUUGUUGGCUUUUUUCCUGGUCUUGGAGGGAUUUGCAUUUUCCUUUGCCUUUUGCACAGCUCUAGUAAUGCAAGCACAGACGAGACAAACAUUUCAGAGAAGCAGAUAGGAUUAAGAGGUUACAGAGUGAAAUUUCCAUGUGCUUUUGCUUUGCGUUGCAUGGACACAGUUAUACCUGCAUGCCUCCACUUGGCUGAGACCUUCAAGUACACAGGUGAUUGCCUGUUGCAGUUGUUUUGUUAAGUAACUUGUGAAUAUGCAUGUAAUUUAAAUACCCUUCCAGUGACAUGCACAGGACAUAGAUUUAGGUGUUUUGGGCCCCCAGACACUACGAAUCUUUAAUUGGUUAGUAUUAUCCACAAGUCUUAAUCUCUAAGCAAUUAACUGAGGGCAUUUGCUUUUUACAUGGUCAGUUCUGUGCAGAACUGGAGGAAAAGAGCCAUGGGCUUUGAUUCUGACCAGAAAGCUUAUUUCUCCUUAUCUCUUCUCACUUCUCCUUCCCUCCUGCUUCUCCCCCAGCAACUGCAGGACACCAGCAAGGGACCCUCUAAACAAGAGCUGUUAUAAAGUCAGCUUCAGUCGGCUGCUUUGGCCUGGUGCUAGAUAGUUUGUCCCUGUUCAGAGCUAAUUGGAUUGCCUGUUCACAGACAAUU